UCAUCGUCGUCGUCAUCGUCGUCGUCUGCGGUGGGCUGCUGGCGCGCCUUGGCUGCCUUCUCCUUCAACGCCGUCCAUUUUUUGUACCGUUCGGUAUAGUACUCGGCUAGUCGCUGGCUCCACCAAUCAUAGGCCAGCCCCAGGCCGCAGUUGAGCCGCUCGCGCUCCUUCUUACCCAGCAGGAGCUUCGUGAACACAUCUUCUAGCACGGCGCUGGUCGACGGGUUCAACAGCGCCGCCUCGUACUCUCGCAGCGAGUUGUACACCUUCAACUUUAGCGGCUGCUGGAGCAACCACAGGAUGUGACACGCGGCUGGGAGCUGCCACAUGCCACGAAGUUCCGCGAGCUCGUCCAAGUGGACGUUCGUGCCGUGCCAGUCGGACAUGUCUUCGUCGUAGAAAGGUUGGCCGAUCAAACUCAGCACGCCUUCCGACACCCUCGAUGCGUCGCGAGGGACCGAGGAGGGUGCCGCUGCUUUCGACACUUGCUUGACCCUAGCAGCAGGUGCCUCCUUUGCCGGUGAAGGCGACGACUGCUCAUCGUCAUCGUCGUCGCUGGAAGGUUGCUCGGGGGUUGGUUUCUUGCCUCGCGACGGUGUCUGUCGGGUGGACUUCCGCGCUGCUGCUUGCUGCGGCGCCGCGACCUUGGCCUUCUUGACGCUGACUUCUACUUGGAACAGCGUCGGCUUGACGCGCUUCCGCUUCUCCCACAGCAUCAACGACGGGUCGGCCAUGGUCUUCACGCCACAAACUUAUCCAACGAGCAAAUCCUAUUGCGUACGCCCCGACUAAUGCGUUCAGUAAAGUACGCGAUACUCUGUGUUCCGUCGCCAUUCACUUCCAUCUCGCUCGAUUGACCGUUUGACAUGGCGACGAUCCCGAACUUCCAGAACUUCAAUGCGUUUGAAGAUGCUGCCGACAACUCUGGCAUGGGGAGUGGCAAGGUGCACGUUCGAGUACAACAACGCAACGGGCGCAAGUGUAUUUCGACGGUGCAAGGUCUGGCGGACGACUUGGACAUCAAGCGCAUCUUGAAGGCAUUCAAGAAGAACUUCAGUUGCAACGGCGCGAUCGUCAAGGACGAAGAGGCGGGCGAAGUCAUCCAGUUGUCGGGGGACCAACGUACAAAUGUGAAAUCGUUCUUGGUCGACCAAGAGAUCUGCACGGAAGCUCAGAUCCAGCUCCAUGGGUUCUAGAUUGAUAACUAUAACGACGAUAUAUACCUUACUUGGAACA
Messenger RNA from Aphanomyces astaci, 1236 nucleotides. Its product is annotated as translation initiation factor SUI1. The transcript is spliced from 3 exons. Lineage: Eukaryota; Oomycota; Saprolegniomycetes; Saprolegniales; Verrucalvaceae. Gene Ontology annotation, biological process: translational initiation. Bases 867 to 1196 code for a protein of 109 amino acids. The record is from RefSeq and is a predicted model, not a curated record. Gene Ontology annotation, molecular function: RNA binding; translation initiation factor activity.